Messenger RNA from Kuraishia capsulata CBS 1993, 1155 nucleotides. RefSeq lists its product as uncharacterized. The record is from RefSeq and is a predicted model, not a curated record. Lineage: Eukaryota; Fungi; Ascomycota; Pichiomycetes; Pichiales; Pichiaceae. Gene Ontology annotation, cellular component: cytoplasm. The coding region runs from base 1 to 1155 and encodes 384 amino acids. Gene Ontology annotation, molecular function: cysteine synthase activity. The transcript has a single exon.
AUGACAAUCACAAGCCGAAUAGCUACUGUCUCGGCGGUAGCUCUUGUCUGUGCCUUGUACCUCUACUCGAAGAGACCACAAGUGGAAGACGGUCCUCCUCGAAAGAAGAAGAAUAUCGCUCAACUGAUUGGAAACACUCCUUUGGUAAAGGUCCAGUCUCUUUCAAGACUGACCGGCUGCGAAAUCUACGCGAAACUAGAGCUUGCCAAUCCAGGUGGCUCUGCUAAAGACAGAGUUGCACUGGCUAUCAUAGAAGACUUUGAGGCUAGGGGAUUACUUAGGCCCGGAAGGGGCGAUGUGGUAUUUGAGGGAACUUCAGGUUCAACAGGGAUCUCGUUUGCGAUGUUAUGUAAUGCUCUUGGAUAUACGGCACACAUAUCGCUGCCAGACGACACCUCCAACGAGAAGCUUCAACUGUUGGAGUCGUAUGGUGCGAUUCUUCAAAAAGUCAAACCGGCUUCAAUUGUUGACCCAGAUCAAUAUGUGAACUCAGCUAGGCGUUCUGCAGAAGCCUUGUCGAAGGAUCCCAGCACACAGGCAAUGGGUGUGUUUGCAGACCAGUUUGAAAAUGACCAGAAUUGGAGAGUGCAUUACCGCACCACGGGUCCCGAGAUAUGGGACCAAAUGGAGGAAAACAUCGAUAUAUUUGUUACGGGAUCCGGUACUGGAGGCACAAUUGCAGGCUGUGGCAAGUUUCUGAAGGAGAAAAAUGCCAAUAUGGUCUGCAUUCUUGCGGAUCCCCAAGGCUCUGGUCUCUUCAACAGAGUCAACCACGGAGUCAUGUAUGACUCAGUCGAGAGAGAAGGAAGUCGCAGAAGGCACCAGGUUGACACGAUAAUAGAAGGAAUUGGGCUCAACCGCCUCACUCACAACUUCAAGAUUGGAGAAAAGCUGAUUGACUACUCCAUCAGGGUCGCAGAUGUACAGGCCGUGCGAAUGGCCAAGUUUCUUAGUAUCAACGAUGGUUUAUUCCUGGGGUCUAGCAGUUGCAUAAAUGCUGUGGCCGCAGUUCAGGCAGCUCAGAAUGCACAAAAGGGUUCCAAGAUUGUGAUGAUAGCAUGUGAUUCUGGUAGCAGACAUUUGUCCAAGUUCUGGAAACAGGCUUCAGAGGUAUCCAGAGAUGUCACCCUGGAAGAGGUGAUGAGCGUUAGUUAG